CAGUUGAUUGUUUUAUUACUGCAUGACGAAAUGGUGAGAGACAGGCUAGUAGUUGGACUAAGAGACACAAAACAGUCAGAACAUCUACAAAUGGACCCUGAAUUAACACUCGCCAAAGCCGUUACCAGAGCUCGAGUAAAAAGCAGCAAGAAGUGCUUAAGAAAAAUUUCAAAGGCGACACACUGAACACGCAGCUCGACAGCAUGCAGCUCAAGCAGCGAGGGGGUGUUAAACACACACCAGUCAAGCUACAGUCAUCCCAAUCAGAACUCACAAAUUUGGAAGCUAUGAAUUCUGCAGAGACGAGGUUUGCCCACCUGCUACAGCCCAUCCGGGAACUUACUAAAAAUUGGGAUGUUGAUCUGGCCACCCAGCUUGGAGAGUACCUGGAAGAGCUGGACCAAAUGACCAUUUCAUUUGAUGGAGGGAAGACAAUGAUGAAUUUUGCUGAAGCCGCACUGUUAAUUCAAGGCUCUACGUGCAUCUAUGGCAGAAAAGUGGAACUUCUACAUAGUUUGGUUUUCCAGACUUUGGACUGCAUCUCGAAUAAAACCAGAAGACGUGACAAGCAAGGCUCUGAGGAUGCAAAUGGCAUCACAGAUGGCACGACUGCAAACAAUGACCGAGAUGAUUAUGAGUUUGAUGUGAUGGAAGAAGAGCCCAGUACUCAAAAUGUGGAAAUGAAGAGCGAUCCAGCUGAGCCAGUGAAGAUUAUCCGGCUGCCUCCUGAGUCUCUGAUUCCUGUAGAGGCACUUGAAAAGCAAAGAUACCCUCUCUUCAGUCUCAAGGGAGAGGUUCUUGGCAGCUGUAAGGAUUUCCGGAUCAAUAACUUCACCAUGGAUGCUUUGGGGAUAAUUUGCUUGGGACGGAAUUCCUCUUGCACUCACUUCCCAAGUGCGGCUUUAGAGGGUAGGGCAGAGGUGAGGGUUGCUGUUCCUAAUGAUAAUUAUGAUGAUAAUGAUGUUGAUGAUAAUGGUGGUGGUGAGGAGCUCCCUCAGCUUGAAGAACAUGUAAUGGAGGUGGGGCCAGAGCCUGAGGAGCAUGUUGAAAGACACCAGGCCCCCAGUGAGAAAAGAUUGCUAAGAGAGAGGCCUCAAGUGCAACCUGCCGCUGAGCAGCCCAAGCAGCAACCGGAGGCUGUAGAUCCUUGGAAGUGGCUUGACCCAUAUGAAAAUACCGGGGAAGAUAAAACUCUGAAAACAGGGAAGUGCUGCAAUGUGCCUGCUGGCCUGGAGGAGUCAGGAAAGAGGAAGAGAAAAGGCCCCUCCAAACUGCAGGACUUCUGGGGCUGGUGCUCAAGUGUUUACGAGAACACAGACCGCAAGCUGAAGAAUGGGCCUUUGUAUCCUGAAUUCAAUUACAUCUAUCUGAGCAAGAUGAAUCAGCGGCUGAAAACACGGAAGAGGAUUCUGAGGAAAACAGGUGUGUAUAUAUCUGAUGAGCUCUUGAAAAGAACUUACUUGGAGCCAGAGAAGCAAGAGGAUCAAGAUGAGGUGGCUCGACAUCCAGACAUGGAUGGGGAGGACUACUCAGAUAAUGAAAACGAGAACUUGUGUGAAGAUCAUGGUCCCGGAAAUGAUAUUGGUGAACAGGACCCGAUUUUCACUGACUCGCAGAUGGGCCGGAUCACUUAUGAGGACCUGGUCAAAAAGAGUGUGGAACUGUUCCUAGUGAAUUCGCAGAAGUAUGCUCAGGAGACUGCUUUGUCUCGCAGAGUAAAGGAAUGGGAGGAUGAGAUCAACCCAAGGCUCUCAGCUCAGGAAGAGCAUCCUCCUUUUGACAUCCAUGACUACGGGGACAGGAUUGUCCAUGCACUCGGUGCUCUUGGGGUGAAGCAGUCAUUUGCAUCCCUCGUCACAGGCAUGGAGAACACAGAAGCCUGCAGAUACAUGCUGGCUUCUCUUCAGCUGGCCAAUGACCACACAGUAGAGAUUGACAAGAAAGCUGGGCUUGAGGAGAGCAUUGAUACCAUGGAGCUGACGUUACUGAGCAAACAGAGGGCACAUGAACGCCUCAAGACAUACAACGCCACCUCAGACCGCGACCUCCCUUGAUGUUUCACUGCUGCACAAUGCACAAACCAAAUGAAACCGGUUGUUCUUAGAUGUACAGACAGACAUUUAUACAGUGCUGACAAAGUCUUUUGAAUCAGACAAGUAUAUUUUAAAGUGCUUUUUUGGUCAUCCAGUUAUGUAUACAUUUAAACCUAUAACUGGAUUUAAUAAACACAGUACUGGUCUAAAAUCCACACUAGGUUUAUUCUGAUCUAAUCUGCUCUGCUAUAUCAUAACAGUCCUGGAAAUCCUUUUUGCAACUGGUGUGGCAAGCUUAUCACCAAGUGCUACCUGGGGGAAAAAGCAAUGUUCCUAUGGAGAUCAGGUUGUCCUCAUUAUACUUGGCUGUGUGUAAUAUUUUUAUGUACUACGACUGUCUUUCUUAUAUGUGUGUUUUCAUGCAUUUCAUGCAUCUUCCAUCCUGUAAUCAAAAUCGGGCAUCUUAGUGCAAAAAUAAAGCAUCAAUUGUCAUGAUGUAAUGAUGUUAUCACAACUAAUAACCUCUAUAUAAGUUAUAGAGACAUAAAGAAUUCAUUUGAAUGUCUGAGGAAUAAAAUUCCAACAAGUCAA
Messenger RNA from Pygocentrus nattereri (red-bellied piranha), 2624 nucleotides. RefSeq names its product non-SMC condensin II complex, subunit H2 (gene ncaph2). NCBI's taxonomy places the organism in Eukaryota, Metazoa, Chordata, Actinopteri, Characiformes, Serrasalmidae. The coding region runs from base 204 to 2054 and encodes 616 amino acids. The record is from RefSeq and is a predicted model, not a curated record. Gene Ontology annotation, cellular component: nucleus; condensin complex. Gene Ontology annotation, biological process: meiotic chromosome condensation; mitotic sister chromatid separation. The transcript is spliced from 20 exons. Gene Ontology annotation, molecular function: chromatin binding.